GGAAUCCAAUUCCAUAAUUAAGUAUUUAGCUGGAGAGUCUAAUGCUUGCCUAUGACAGCGCUUUUGCCUGUGAGUGUGUAGCUGCGCGCUCCCAGCUCGUCUGUUGAUGCGAUUCGUUGCUACAGCAUUCAGUGAGACCCGUUCGCCAGCUCGGCACCGCCUCCGCUCAGCGUGCAGCUUUAAGAAACUGAGUCUGCGCAAUGGGGUCCCGAGUUUAGUGGUUGGGCUGCGGUGAAAAUUAACCAGAAAAAUAUAGAAUAAAGGAGAAUCAUUCUACCAAGGAAUAACGAUUGGACCCAGGACCUGAGACUGGAAAGCCGAGGCAGACUGAGGGGGGAAUUUGGGGAGAGCCAUGGCGGGGGUGGGAGUGAAGAGGAGGAAAGCGGGGCUCCCUGGUUUCUGCUGGAAAACCUGCUAUUUUCAUAUUUUAUUCUGGGUUGUCUCAGUCUGUGGAGAAGAGAAGACCUUCAUCGUUGAGACUUGGCUGAAGAACUAUGGCUACCUGCUCCCGCACGACAUCCGGACCUCGGACCUCCGGUCGGAGAAAGCCAUGCAGUCUGCGGUCGCUGCCAUGCAGCGCUUCUACGGGAUCCCGGUCACGGGGGUACUGGACCAGACCACCAUCGAGUGGAUGCGGAAACCACGCUGUGGGGUCCCUGAUCACCCCCGGAUCAGCCGCCGGAGGCGAAACAAACGCUAUGCUCUGACAGGCCAGAAAUGGAGACAGAAACACAUCACAUACAGCAUACACAACUUCACUCCCAAAGUGGGGGAGAAGGACACGCAGAGGGCCAUCCGCCAGGCCUUCGAUGUGUGGCAGACUGUCACGCCGCUCACCUUUGAGGAGAUCCCUUACUCGGAGAUCAAGAGCGAGAGGAAGGAGGCCGACAUCAUGAUCUUCUUCGCCUCUGGUUUCCACGGCGACAGCUCUCCCUUUGACGGUGAAGGAGGCUUCCUGGCCCACGCCUAUUUCCCGGGCCCCGGAAUCGGAGGGGACACGCACUUCGACUCGGACGAGCCUUGGACACUCGGCAACGCCAAUCACGAUGGUAGGAAAUCAGCCAAAAUGAGACUAGGAAAUGACUUGUUCCUGGUGGCGGUUCAUGAGCUGGGCCACGCCCUGGGGCUAGAACACUCCAAUGACCCCAGUGCCAUCAUGGCCCCUUUCUACCAGUACAUGGAGACACACAACUUCAAGCUACCCCUUGACGAUCUUCAGGGCAUACAAAAAAUAUAUGGCAUCCCCACCGCCAUGUUGGAGCCCACCAGGCCCCUACCCACACUCCCCGCCCGCCGGACCCACUCCACCUCCGAGCGGAAACACGACCGGCAGUCCCGACCACCACGUCCACCCUCCGGGGACAAGCCGUCCUCUCCCGGUACUGGAAAACCCAACAUCUGUGACGGAAACUUCAACACUGUGGCCUUCUUCAGACGUGAGAUGUUCGUUUUCAAGGACCGUUGGUUCUGGAGACUGCGCAACAACAAGGUGCAGGAGGGUUACCCGAUGCAAAUCGAGCAGUUCUGGAAAGGCCUUCCCCCUCGGAUUGAUGCGGCUUACGAAAGAUCGGAUGGAAAGUUUGUCUUCUUUAAAGGUGAUAAGUACUGGGUAUUCAAGGAGGUUACCGCUGAGCCAGGAUACCCACACAGCCUGGUGGACCUGGGGAACUGCCUGCCACGUGACGGCAUUGACACUGCCUUGCGCUGGGAGCCAGUGGGCAAGACCUACUUCUUCAAAGGGGACCAGUACUGGCGCUACAACGAGGAGAAAAGGGCCGCUGACCCCGGGUACCCCAAACCCAUCACCGUCUGGAAGGGCAUUCCUGAGGCCCCGCAAGGCGCAUUCGUCAGCAGGGAAGGCUUCUAUACCUAUUUCUACAAAGGCAAGGAUUAUUGGAAGUUUGAUAAUCAGAAGCUGAACGUGGAGCCUGGAUACCCCAAGUCCAUCUUGAAGGACUGGAUGGGCUGUGACCAAUCGGAGAUGGAGAAGAACAAAGACCGGCAGUUGCCCCACGAUGACGUAGACAUCAUGGUGACCAUCAACGACGUGCCCAGCACCGUCAACGCCAUUGCCGUGGUGAUCCCCUGCAUCCUCUCUCUCUGCAUCCUGGUCCUAGUCUACACCAUCUUUCAGUUCAAGAACAAAGGCGUGCAGCAGAACGUCACCUACUACAAACACCCCGUACAGGAGUGGGUAUGACAGGCUUGGUCAAGCUGCCGCCUGCAGAUAUUGUCCAGAGGGCUACAAAAAAAAAAAACAGUUGGAGCACCGUGUGACCAGUGCCUGCCUUGCACAACCGUGGCGUGGCGGGGUGGAGUUAUUCAGACCCCGCCCACUUCAUUAGACCCUGACGAUCGUCGAGAAGUUUGUAUGUUAUUUAGCAUGAGCCGAAGCACAAACCGGCUGGGAGCCCCCGGACUUGCGGAAAGCGGGGCGCCUCCCUACCCCCCUCCCCCCACCCACCUCCCACGGCCACUCUUAUCAGGCUGUUUCACCGCAUUUGUUCUUACACCCCCGACCCCCCAGGACUGCCCCCGGCCCUCUCCACUUCGGGGGUCCAGGGAGCCUCACCACAGCGCUUACAGCCAGAUACCAGCAAACCUGCGUCUCCUCUUCCCACAACGACUUGUACAUGAAGUUCAAAUUACAUUGAGUAAAACAAUGAGGUGAGAGGGUGGAGGGGGAGUACAAAGCGAAACUAACAACAGAUGUAGGUAGAACAGCCAUAGAAGAGAACACUUCUGAUUUUUUCUUUUCUUCCUGUGGAUCAUUUCAUCAUUUCAGUUUAUGAAAUGUCCAUGAAUCAGUUGAAGGAAGUAGGCAGUCUUUGUGCGUAAAUGGACGUUUUAUACUCCCCAACUAUUUCUGUGCUGAGUUCGGUCAACGCCGAGGCUGGUUUUACGACAGUCCUCCUGUGGGCCAGCCAUCACGGUGGCUGCUUCCAAGCACAGACUUUCGGCCUUUUCAACUGAAUGAAGGGGGGGGGGGGGUUGUCCAACUGACAUGUCUUGCAUUAAAAGAGGUUGGUGGUAUUAAUAAUAGUAUGACUUGCUAAAGUCCUGUGGCUGUUCACAAUUUUUUUCCCCAUGACUCCGUGUGACAGACGUGCAGCGAGUACCUUGGUGGCUUACGAAGGCCUGGAAUGAUGUAACGAGUAAAGAUGGGGCCAGAUGACCUGCUGUUUUUAAGCAGCCUUAGUCUCUCCCACACUUCUCUCGCACUCUUUCUCUGCUCCUCUCUGUCUAUCUAUUUAUCUUAAUAUAUAUAUAUAGAUAGAUGGAUGUUUUCUUAAAUGUUAUCAUUGUGUUGGUGUUACUGAACCAUACCAUAUUAGGACUGAUGCAUCACUAAGCAUACUGUAUUAGUGAUUUCAGUAACUGAUCUGCCUGUGGGAAAGUCAUAGAGGCAGGGGCGGGUUUGCUUGGUGUACCACAGGACUGAAGCCAAUUUAAUAUUCCUGUCCCUACGGAAAAUGGCUAAGAGGGUCUAGCGUCUGUACUUUAUUGUUAAACUCCUCCAAAACAUUACAUUUUGCUUUACGUCAUCGCACCAAUAUGCACAUUGCUUAUGGUUCAUACAUUGCCUCAGCUGUCAGCCAUUUUAAUUUUCACUAAAUGUAUUUGAAGUCACUGUUGAGAUUAAAGGUAUUACUUGAUGACACUGUUUCUGUCAGGUCAGACUUAACUUUGACCCCAAUGGGGUCUGUUCUGUGGAGUGGUCAGUCUCAUUGGCUGCUCACAGCUGUUCUGCUCAGUUCACAGACAGCAUGUACUUCAUUUGCUGUUCGCCUCGGCAGAAUGGGGGCACCUAUCCGACCACUCUUCACGUCACCUCCAUUAUAUCAGCUGCCUCUGUUGAAAACUGACGUAGGCGUGUCCUUGAUGAGUAACCGUUAUAUGAUUCAUGCAGAGUUUUGACAACAGGUGUCAGUGUGCACAGGGAGUGGCCUAACAAUUAAGCUUUUGAAAUUUUUAAGCAAUUGGGUGGUAGUUCAACAAAAAUUAAUUUCUCUUUUGUUUUGUGGUGUACUGCUUACAUUUGCUUUAAAGAAACACAUUACAAGCUUGUUAUGAAAAGAAGUGCUGACAGACAUUUGCAUUCCGUUUGUCUGCAAUACUGCUACAGUUAGCCACUGUGGGACUUACAUCAUUAAUGUAUGCCUCAUUGACUGAUAUGAGUGCACACUUUUAAUUUCACUAUAUGGACAGGUAGAAAUGAGACUAAUGGCCAAAAUGUAUGAUUUGUACAAAGCUUACAGCAUAGCUGAGAUAAUUAUGAUACUGCCAAAAUUAGACUGUUAAACUAUUGGACAUACAAUAGUUGGACACAAAAUAGUCAUCUGGGAAUUUUUUUUAUUUAACAGCUAUUCAGAUUUAGAAUUAUGCUUUAAAAGAAAGUAAAUUAGUUGUUAUAGUCAUUAGGUUCACCUGCCAGAUCUUGAAAAAACCAUGUAAUGGAGUCAACUUUUUGUCACUUAUAUUUCACUAUAUUGCCUAUUUCAUAGAUAGGCUGCAACUGAACCAACUGAAGUAUGUCUGGGCUGGACAGGGUCGUUAGAAGGACAGCUUUGGGUUGUUUGGAAACAGCCAAGGAACUAAAGACAAUUACAGGAAUAACAACUGCCCUUGUGAUUCAAUAUUGAAUUCACCAAUAUGUACAGUCUUCAUAUCUUUUCAUCUCUUAAGCCUGGAUCAUUAUUUGUGGCACCAUUAUGCCAGAUCUAAGCUAAGAGGAAAUCUUUUACUUUGUAAUACUUUUUUUUGCCUACACUGGUGAAAGAGGGCGGUAUAUUCUUUGGCUAGUUAUCUGGGUGACCUUCUCUUGCUCUGUAUGGGUGUGGUCCCCACCCCUGAGAGCAUAGGUUUCCUUUAUUUCUGGAAGUUUACAGGUCAGUUUCUCAUUUGUCUACAUUUAGGCUUUCCUCGAGAAUGUACUAUAGGAAUCACAGCCUUCAGAAAGGUUUGUCCAGUACAGCCCUUCCUCAAUCUCUGCUCUUUGUAUUUACUUACACAAUGUUAUCAGAUGCACACGUGCUUGUAGCACCCAUCAAACUUCUGACCUGAGCAACGUUUGUUGCUUCCCAGUCCUUCUUACUUGAAUCUUUCAAUAUCUUGGGCUGGUGUUGCUUGGCCUGAUAAUGACUGGUUAUAGUUGCAGAACAGAGGUGUUCAUUUGUGAAAUUUUGCCAGUUGCCAGUAGGUAAAAUGACAUGCUCAAGUCAAAACCACUUCUUGGCAUCCUCAGCCAAUGGUACUUACCAGGAAUAGGUGUUGACUUCCUCUGAAGACUUGGGUCUGCAUUACUGAGUUUCUUGAAGUCCUUGUGAAUCUAGUCUUACUAUGUGACAGUGUGAGGGUUUUUUGGUUCAGCUAUGACGAUGGUUAAAAUGGAAGUACCAGAUGGUUGUGAUCUCCAUCCAGAUUCAUUCACUGCUUCCAUUCUUCACCCCAAUGAUUUAUUCAGUCUAUUUACUCAUUCAUUCUCCAAUGUUGUUGAUUUCUUUCGUGGUAACCAAACACUGUUGUCAAGAACACUGCAGAAGGCCUAAAGUGACGUCAUCACACUGUAUUGUGAUAAACAAACUGACAGUAUUAAGUGUGAAAGAACCUUUAUUUGGAUCAGCAUCUUUACGAGAAACAUACUAAAGAUUCCAAACUAAUAUUCUCUAACUGACGCUAUUAUGGGUCAUUUCUCAAGGUAUUUGCGGGUGUAUCCAGAGUAGAAUCCUUUAGUUCUACAUCCCGAGAGGUUCUGGCUCUUCUUUUAGCCUGUGGGCUCUGUGAGGGACUAACCACUUUUAGUUUGUGCUGGUUGCCUGCAAUCCAACACACUUUAAAAUUGAUGUUCCUGCUGUGUCUGGCCUGGUUUUCACAGAACCUGCUUGACCAUCUCAGAAUUCACAGUAGUUAUUUUCUGAUGUGCCAUUUUGAUUUUGUAACCAGUCUGGGAACAGAACAGUGCACUCGCUUAGAAUAUUUUUCAGCAUCGCAUUCUCUUGAGGAAUUGCUCGUCUUCCAGAAAAGAUUCAACAUCCUGAAGUACCCUCUGAAGUAGACUGUACUGGCUGUGCUGGUGUCUGCCUUAAAAGCUUUUGCUGGUACUACAUUAAGACUUGGUGCCUUGUCUGGAAAUUUGCAGUGGCCUGCUCGAUUUCUAUCUCUUUCAGUUGAUCGACAUGAACAAUGCACUUUUAGCUUGUUAAUGAUCAGAGGUAAUACACAAGUCUCUUCCAGGGAGACCCACUGUCUAUGCUUUUUUAUGCGUAGUAUUUUAUCAUUUUAAGAUAUCAGCUAAUACUUUGUUUUUUGAGCAGCCCAGCUACAGGCCAAGACAUAGCACAGUAUCAGAGCAGAUUGUUGGCAUUUAGUCUGAAUAAGCAGUACUCGUUUAUUUAUUCAUUUAUUUUUUUUGGGGGGGGGGGGUGGGCUGGGGGGUAAAAUGGCUUAGCAGUCUUGCACAGGCUGCAAUGAACACUGAAAAGCUUUGGUCUGUUUAGGAGCCUUUAUGCACUCCACCCAUUGCCAUUCUUCUACCUUCUCUGUUAGUCUGUGUGCCACUAAAAGUUUAUUUAAUACCUUUUUUAAGAUCAUGACCAUUCACCAUAUUGCAGCUUUUCGGUUUUGGUCUUUUCCUACUAUGAGCUUCAAAGCACUGGUCUACAAAGCUACAUUGCAAAAUGCCGGUUCCACAUCAGCCUCGUAUGUCUUGAGGGACACUUACUCCAGGCUGUACCUCGCCGUAGCUCUAUGUUGGUUCAGCUACGUCAAUCGCUACGUUUUUGUUCAAUGUGACCUUCUUUAUUGCCUGUUGAGCUGGUAUGUAUGGUCUACGGUCAUUUUUCUGCUCCCUGUAAUACACUGUAUGCUUUUAUUCUCAUUGGAAUAGCAACACAACACGGAAAGAGCAAGGCAAUGCCAUGCCACUGCAGUAUCUAAACAAAGACCAGUUCUCAGCUUGACACUUAUAGGUUUAGAUAAAUCUGAACUUGCUUCACAUUACAUAAACUUUUGAAAAAGGGUGAAACAAUUGGUUUUCCUUUCUUGUGCUUUGGAUUUUAGCACAGAGAUAGAGAUUCCAGUGUGCUCAGAUGCACUUACAUUCUGGUAUUAGCCUUUUGCAUUAGUCAUACCUCAGCACUUCCUUGGAAUCAGUAAUAAAUAUCUGAUUGUUAGAUCCUGAGGUGGGAGCAAAUUUAAUCCCAUUUAUUUUUCUUUCAGUUGUGAAAAGGAAUGCUCAUAUUGAAAGCUGGAAUACCUUCUUUGUGUCUGUGUACAGGACAUUUACUCUAUUUCUCCAUUUUAUGGUAAUGCUGUUUAAUACACUCCAAAGGAAGUGUGAAAUAGAAAAUGCUGAUUUAUAUUACCUAAGUCCAUGUAAUUAAAUAUUAAAUAGGUGAAUCCGCGCUACUGUGUCAAAUGGUGUGAUGCACCGAGAAACCCAGAUAAUGGUGUAUUAGAUAUGGUGAUCUGAGAUUUGUUUUUUUGUGAGAUUGAUCAUUGUAGCCAUGAUUUAAGAUUAAGAUUAGAUCACAAAAUAUUUUACAUAUGGAGGCAAAAUGUUUCAGCUUAAUGCUUGGUGCACCUGUUCCUACCUUUUGUCUGAUUGCCAGUCAAACCGGUUUAUACUAAAUGAAAAAGAUGUUCCUAAUCUUGCUGUAUAAAUAACUUAGAGCUUCCCUCAGAAAUGCCUCUUUGUGAAUACCUUUGUGGUUUUAGACAACAGAAAAUCGCCUUUAAAUUGCCUGUUGUUGCCUUUUUGUUUCUAUUGCAACUUUUCUUUUGAAAAACUGGACAAACAAGAGAGAACAUAUCAAAGAUAGUCCAGACUUUGAAAGUAAUAUGAUGUAUUUAACAUUUUGAAUACUGAAGAUCAAGUAAGAUUUUAACUGAUAUAGCUUUAAGAGAGAUCCAUCUUUUUUAUGCCAGAGGAUUUUUGAGAAAACCCUUUUAAAAGGAGCUAUGCUAAAAAUCUGAUGUUGAGCUUUCUUAAUGAUUUUGCUAUGGAUUCAGUGUUGUUCAUUUUACAAGUACAUGUACUUAAAUGCGUAUUACAAUUUCUGUUUGAUUUCAAUUAUGUAUAUACGCCCCCGCCCCCGCCCCCCCUUUUGCCGUCUGGCGAUGAAUACCACUGAAUGCAGCACAUUUCUAAAAUGCAAACUCCAACAUCUGUCACUCUGCCAAUUUCAUUACAUUUCCUCUGAUCAUAAAACUAAGCAAAUCUAA
This is a messenger RNA of Anguilla rostrata (American eel), 8223 nucleotides long. RefSeq names its product matrix metallopeptidase 24 (gene mmp24). Bases 353 to 2200 code for a protein of 615 amino acids. Gene Ontology annotation, molecular function: metalloendopeptidase activity; zinc ion binding. Gene Ontology annotation, biological process: collagen catabolic process; extracellular matrix organization; proteolysis. Gene Ontology annotation, cellular component: extracellular matrix. The record is from RefSeq and is a predicted model, not a curated record. Lineage: Eukaryota; Metazoa; Chordata; Actinopteri; Anguilliformes; Anguillidae. The transcript has 9 exons.